UCUGAUUUUUGAAAGACGAAGAAAUAAAUCACUAAAUAGACAAAACAUAUGCCGUCUUCUCUGAUUGUAUAACAUUCCUCCCCCUCGAUCGACAGAGAGAAUUGCAAAGAUCGAAAGAUGCGACGGCGACCAGGAAUCGGAGGUCUUCAAAAGGCGGCAGCUGCUCGGGAUCAGUAUCGGUUAUUAGGAGAAAAUGUGGCAAAGUUACGGACUGAUAUGAUGAAAGAGCAGCUCGCCACUUUCAAGUCCCAGCUUGAAGAGUUCGCUCGCAAACACAAGAAUGACAUUCGUAAAAAUCCAGCCUUUAGAGCUCAGUUCCAUGAAAUGUGUGCUAAAGUUGGUGUGGAUCCACUUGCUUCCAACAAGGGCUUCUGGGCUGAGCUCCUGGGUAUUGGUGACUUCUACUAUGAACUUGGAGUUCAGAUUAUUGAAGUUUGCAUGCAAACAAGGUCACUCAAUGGAGGUUUGAUAAGCUUGCAAGAGCUCUGCAGCCAUCUUCGCCAGAGAAGGAAGAAAGACCGUGAAGCUGUCACCGAAGAUGAUUGUCUUCGUGCUAUCAGCAAGAUCAAGGUAUUGGGUAGCGGAUUUGAGGUUAUCACAAUUGGCAAGAAAAAGCUUGUCCGUUCAGUCCCCACUGAGCUCAACAAAGACCAUAACCAAAUCUUGGAGCUCGCUCAGGGUCAAGGCUUUGUGACUGUGGAAGAGGUACAAAGACGUCUCUCGUGGACAUCUGGUCGGGUCAUAGAUGCUCUCGAAACUCUGUUGGAGGAGGGACUCGCAAUGAUCGACAAUGGUAGCAAAGACGGAAAAUGUCAGUACUGGUUCCCCUGUGUCUCUUCUGUUUACUCAUUCGUUGGAUCUGAUACUUAAAACUGGUGCAUUCUCUCUUUUGUAUUUUUUGUUUCAUACUCCAUACACUCACUCUGUAUUGCAUAUAAAUCACGAAAAUAUUUUAUUCAGUAUGUUCCUUCAAAAA
Molecule: messenger RNA, 976 nt
Organism: Brassica napus (rape)
Lineage: Eukaryota; Viridiplantae; Streptophyta; Magnoliopsida; Brassicales; Brassicaceae
Product: vacuolar protein sorting-associated protein 22 homolog 1-like
Exons: 7
Coding region: 118-870 (250 amino acids)
Biological process (GO): protein transport to vacuole involved in ubiquitin-dependent protein catabolic process via the multivesicular body sorting pathway
Cellular component (GO): ESCRT II complex
Source: RefSeq, a predicted model, not a curated record